AGGACCUGUGGCAUUGGCAUUGGGACCCUCGACAGGAGGAGGAAGAGAGAGGCUCCCGUUGCCGGCCAUGCAGUACCAGCCGCCGCUGUUCGCGCCCAGCCCUCUGCUGCAGGCGCCGCACCCGACGCCCUUCUACAUCGAGGACAUCCUGGGCCGAGGCGCGCCCCCGAUCCCUCCGCCUCUCCCUCCUCCUCCUCCGCCGCCCCCCACGCUGCCCUCGCCCAACUCCUCCUUCACCAGCCUGGUGGCCUCCUACCGCACCCCCAUCUACGAGCCCACGCCGAUCCACGCCGCCUUCGCCCACCCCAUGGCCGCCGCCCACUACGGGGCCCCCGGGGCCUAUGGAGCCGGGCCCUUGUAUCCCUUCCCGCGGCCCGACUACGCGCAUGCGCUCAUCCGCCACGACCCCCUCGGGAAGCCACUGCUCUGGGGCUCCUUCAUGCAGAGGCCGCUGCACAAGCGGAAGGGCGGCCAAGUGCGCUUUUCCAACGACCAGACCGUGGAGCUGGAGAAGAAGUUUGAGACACAGAAGUACCUCUCGCCUCCGGAGAGGAAGCGCCUGGCCAAGAUGCUGCAGCUCAGCGAGAGGCAGGUUAAAACUUGGUUUCAGAACCGUCGGGCUAAAUGGAGGCGCCUAAAGCAGGAGAAUCCUCAGGCCAGCAAAAAAGAAGAGUCUGGGAAUGAGGACAACCACCCUAGUCCCACGCCAGAAGGCUGUUUGAGUUCUGAACUUGAAAAAGAAGCUUCCCCGGGUCAGCUGCAGUAUAUCCUCUCCCCUACCUCUCAAGAAGAGCUUGACUCUGAAGUCUCAGAUGACUCUGAACAAGAGGUGGACAUUGAAGGUGACAAGGGGUAUUUGAACGGUCCACAUCAGUAGCCUCUUUUCCCUUGAACUUUGAGAACGGAUGUUCCUUUGGCUUGAUUUUAAGAAGAGCUGGUUUGACAAAGCAACCUAUUUGCUGCAUAAAGAAAGAUCUUUCCAUCAGAGGGGGAAUGAGACAAGCACACAGUGGCGUUGGUCUAAUAUCCAUUGUUCGGGCUAGACUAUCAAUUGCUAUAUGGAAUAAAUCCGUUUAUUGACUGGUGAUUGAUGCUUACUGUGGCUGGUGGAGCAGAGGACAUGGUCAUCAAGCCAACUACACCUCUUUUGCUCCUCAACUUGCUCUUUUUCCAGGUCUAAUGACACUUCUUCUUCCUGCUGGUUGAGACCAAAUGGACGGUUCCCCUCUUUACAGACAGUUUGACUACACUUGCUUUUAUGAACGAAAGAAAACUGUUGCUGUUUGUCUAGUUGCUGAGAGAUCUUUUUCCCAUUCUGCUGGGAAUAUCCUCCAUCUUCCUCCAUGAAUUGAAGAUCUUUUGUCCAGCCAAGGAAGGAAAAAUAUCACAGCAAAAUGACAUUGAACCUUUUGGUUUCCUGAGUUGAAUAUUCACCACUGGGAUGGAACUGUUUGCAAGAUGUCCUAAGUGUGGUGGAGUUCAUAAGGGAAGCAGAGGUUGUGCAGGCAGUCUUCUUUGUGAGAGUGCGAGUGGAGUUUAGUAGAUCCCAUCAAGAUUGACAAUGAUGUAUGUAUAACUAGAAUGUACCAUGAAACAUGGGCACUGGGCAUAUGUCGGGAUCUUUAAAAAUGGUCUUGAAUUUUAUCUUAAUUUUAUUAGGAAUCAUAGAAUGGUGAAGAAGGCAAUUGUAUUUUUGUCCGCCAUAUUUUCUACAGGAGGAGUGGGCUAACGUAAGGGUCUUCUUUCCUUCCAUAAGCAGAUGCAUCACAGAUUUGGGAUUUAGAGUGAUGGGAAGAGUUAUGCAACACAUCUGGGGGGCCUCAAAGUUGAGGAAGGAUGCCAUAUGUACAUGUUUAUUGGAACCUCUGUGAUGCGUUGACAUAUUUUAAAUGUAACAGACAAAAAUGGAAUAAUUUAAGAUCAAUGAUGUAGCAUAUGUUUUUCUCAUUUACACCAGUGAGUUAUUUUUGAGUCAUUUUUUUUAAAGGAAAGACAUCAUCAAUUAUUAUUUUAUUUAUUUUUCCGGUAUUUCUAUCCCAUCACUUCUCUACCCCCGAGGAAGGACUCAGGACGGCUUACAAUAUGCACCGAUAUGAUGCCGAUACAUGACAAUCACCAUAAUGCAACCACAAUUGGACAUAAGUCAUAAUUAAAACAGUAUAUAAGCAAAAAUUAAAACAGUGAAAAAGCAGUAAAAACAGUCUCAUUAGCUGUGUUGCCGUUCCAGUCAAUGUCCAUCUAAAUUGCUACUUAUGUCUGCUGACCAAAAGUCUGGUCCCAAAACCACGAUUUUAAUUUCUUCCUAAAUGCCAGGAGGGAAGAAGCCGAUCUUAUUUCAUUUAGGAGUGUGUUCCAUAGGUGGGGGCCACAGCUGAGAAGGCCCUUUCUCUCGUCCCCAC
Molecule: messenger RNA, 2399 nt
Organism: Anolis sagrei ordinatus
Lineage: Eukaryota; Metazoa; Chordata; Lepidosauria; Squamata; Anolidae
Gene: HHEX
Product: hematopoietically expressed homeobox
Biological process (GO): regulation of transcription by RNA polymerase II; cell differentiation
Molecular function (GO): RNA polymerase II cis-regulatory region sequence-specific DNA binding; DNA-binding transcription factor activity, RNA polymerase II-specific
Source: RefSeq, a predicted model, not a curated record